AUGGUGCAGCAGGAGGUGGAGACAGGCCCUGUAUCCUGGGGUCAGCCCGCCAAUCACUCCGUCUUCUCAAGCUGCCACAAGAGCUGCCUGACCUUCUUCUGCCCGUGCGUUGCCUUCGGGAGGAUCGCCGAGAUCGUCGAUAAGGGGGCGACAUCAUGCUGUGCGAGCGGGACGCUGUACAUGCUGCUGGCCAUGACGACGGGGAUAGGCACCAGCUUCUACUCCUGCUGCUACCGUGCCAAGCUGCGGGAGGAGCACGGGCUCGCGGAGAAGCCCUGCGGCGACUGCUGCGUCCACUUCUUCUGCGGCCUCUGCGGCCUCUCCCAGGAGUACCACGAGCUCAAGAACCGCGGCUUCGACAUGAGCGCGGGAUGGGAAGCCAAUGCGGAGAGGAUGGGGAAGACCGCCGCGCCCUAUGUGAACUCCGGGAUGACUCGUUAGUCGAUCCAAAUGCAGUGCACACUUCUAUUCAAGUAGUCAACAUGCAGCUUCUAUUCUAGUCUUGUUUCUUGUGAUCCCUGUAAUAUGUGUUAGUGAACCCUCAAAAUCAAAAUAAAAAGUGUGCAAGUGUGUUUUCCUAUUGCAAGACGUUUUUCGUCUAGCCUGCCACCUCACACCAUGUGGCAUGUAGUUUAUGUGCAACUUAUAACAAGAUGUAUUAUCAUAACUUUGUGUGGAAUAAUAGACACAUACUCCCGGCCGGUAAUGA
Aegilops tauschii subsp. strangulata is the source of this 709-nucleotide messenger RNA. Its product is annotated as cell number regulator 2. The record is from RefSeq and is a predicted model, not a curated record. NCBI's taxonomy places the organism in Eukaryota, Viridiplantae, Streptophyta, Magnoliopsida, Poales, Poaceae.